UCGGGCUGGGUGGGGGGCGGCGACGAAGAGGUCUGGAAGAUUGGAGAGCUGGGACUGAUGGCUACCGGGCAGCCGCCCUGUGGUGGCGAGCGCUUCCUCCUAAGGUGCUGUCACGGUCCUAUGCUGUUUAUUUACGCCCUGUACUUCUGGGGCAGCUCUGGAAAGAGGAAGGAGAAAAUGAAAGUAAACGCAGGCUGAGUUUGCUGCCGGGCUCUGCUCUGGACCGGGCUUUUUCCAUCCCAACAUCCCCUGAAUGUCUUUCCGCCUCUGCUCCUUAUAUUUCACCAACCCACCUCACAGCCAGUGGCAGUUAGGGCCCAUUACGCAAACGCUUUGGACAACAACUUCGGUGCUUGGUAUUCAGAAUACACUGCAGAUGUGGAUCUCAAAGAAGGAGGUUUUGUACAUUUUAUAGCAGAUACAGCUAAUUAGAUGUUAAGGUUUAACAAGGGAUGCCUGGUGACUAUCGAGGCCCCUGGGCUAAAUGACAUUCCCUGUAGGGUACAAGGGUGAGUGGGUGUGGGGUGAGUGGGUGUGGGGCGUGUAUUCGCGACGCUCCCUCAGACACUCUCUGCAAAGGCCCUGUUUGUGGUUGUCCCCCGUUGAGGAAACAAAAUUGUGAGUCAGCCGUUUAAGAAUGUGCAACCAGGAAGUGACAGUCAAAAGCUGCCUAGCCAGAAACUCAAAGCUGAGUUCAUAGUUCACAGUUUUCAACCGCACUGCUUCAAUAAAAACCAGCAGGGGUAUGGAGAGAAUGAACAGAACGAACAGUGCGUGUGGGGUGACCAGCCGCACCUGGGCUAAAGAAAGUCAGAUGGACCAAGACAAAGAAAUCCACUUUUCUUCUUAAAGAAGCUUGCACUCCCCACUACCCCAGAAGCUGCCAAUUACUAGAUGAGAUGUCAGAAGACAGAACAUAUCGGCCCAAUCCCUACCCCAAGACUCUCUUCACGUCCUAAAGAAACACACGUGUUAACUUCUCAAGGAAAAGGCAUUGACUAUCAUGGAGACCACAGGUCCUAACACACCCCAGCGUGGCUCCGCAUCAGCAGGUGGUCAGAGGACUGUUGGCAAAGAUUUGUUGAUCAAAGCUGUUAACGAGGGAGAUGUUGGCAGGGUUCAGCAGUUGUUAGAACAAGGGGCUGAUGCCAAUGUCUGUGAAGAAUCUGGGGGCUGGACACCUUUGCACAACGCAGUGCAGACUGGCAAGGUAGACAUUGUGAAUCUCCUGCUUCAUCAUGGUGCUGACCCUCAUCGGAGGAAGAAAAACGGGGCCACCCCCUUCAUCGUUGCUGGGAUUAAUGGAAACGUGGAUCUGCUCAAGAUUCUCCUCUCUCGAGGCGCAGACAUCAAUGAGCGUGACUCAAAUGGAUUCACAGCUUUCAUGGAAGCUGCUGAGUAUGGUAAAGUGGAAGCCUUAAGAUUCCUUUUUGAUAAUGGAGCCGACGUGAAUUUGAGGCGUCAGACAUCGGAGGACAAAGUGCGAUCGAAGCAAGGAGGCGCCACAGCUCUCAUGAGCGCUGCCGAGAAGGGUCACCUGGAAGUCCUGAGAAUUCUCCUCAACGACAUGAAGGCAGAAGUCGAUGCUCGGGACAACAUGGGCAGAAAUGCCUUGAUCCGUGCGCUGCUGAACCAAAAUUGUAAAGAUGUGGAGGAGAUUACUUCAAUUCUGAUCCAACACGGGACUGAUGUUAAUGUGAAAGGAGAAGGAGGGAAGACACCCCUGAUCUCAGCAGUGGAGAGGGAGCACACAGGAUUGGUGCAGAUGCUCCUGAGUCAGGAGGGCAUAAACAUGGAUGACAGGGACAACGAUGGCAAGACAGCUCUGCUAAUUGCCGUUGAAAAGCAACUGAAGGAAAUCGUCCAGUUGCUUCUUGAAAAGGGAGCCGAUACCAAGUGUGGCGAUCUUGUUGGGAUAGCCAGGAGGAAGUACAACCCUUGCCUUAUAAAUAUUCUUCAGCUUUACGAAGCUAAUCAUGACACUAACCCUCUGGCUGGAGACUGGUUGCCUCACAGUUCACGCUGGGGGGAAGCCUUGAAAAGACUCCACAGUAUACAUCAACCCAUGAUUGGCAAACUCAAGAUCUUCAAGGAUGAUGACUAUAAAAUUGCCGACACUUCCGAAGGGGCUGUCUACCUAGGGAUCUAUGACCAUUGGGAGGUGGCUGUGAAGGUCUUCUGUGAGAAUAGCACACGUGGACUUAAGGAAGUCUCUUGUCUGCGGGACUGCCGUGACCACAGUAACUUAGUGGCUUUCUAUGGAAGUGAGGACCACAAGGGUUGUUUGUAUGUGUGUGUGUCCCUGUGUGAGUGGACACUGGAAGAGUUCCUGAAGGUGCCCAGAGAGGAACCUGUGGAGAACGGCGAAGAUAAGUUUGCCCACAGGGUCCUAUUGUCUAUAUUUGAGGGUGUUCGAAAGCUGCACUCUCAUGGAUAUGCCCAUCAGGACCUGCAACCACAAAACAUCUUAAUAGAUUCCAAGAAAGUUGUUCGGCUGGCAGAUUUUGAUCAGAGCAUCCAAUGGACCGGAGAGUCACCAAUGGUGAAGAGAGACUUGGAGGAUCUUGGACGGCUGGUUCUCUAUGUGGUAAAGAAAGGUGAGAUCCCCUUUGAGACACUAAAGGCUCAGAAUGACGAAGAGUUGGUUGCAAUAUCUCCAGAUGAGGAGACUAAGGACCUCAUUCACUGCCUGUUUUCUCCUGGAGAAAAUGUAGAGAACUGUCUGACGGACCUCCUUGGCCAUCCUUUCUUUUGGACUUGGGAGAACCGCUUCGGAACACUUCGGAAAGUGGGAAAUGAAUCCGACAUCAAAGUACGAAAGAAUACAAGUGCGCUUCUCAAACUACUGCAGCCUCAGACGCUCGAGACUUCUAGAAGCUUCGAUCAGUGGACAUCUAAGAUUGACAAAUAUGUUAUGGAUGAAAUGAAUGAUUUCUAUAAAAAGAACCAAAACUUUUAUCAGGAUACUGUAGGUGAUCUACUGAAAUUUAUUCGGAAUAUAGGAGAACACAUCAAUGAGAAAAAAAAUAGAAAAAUGAAGGCGAAACUUGGAGACCCUUCUCGUUAUUUUCAGGAGACAUUUCCAGAUCUUGUAAUCUAUAUCUACAAGAAACUAAAGGAAACAGAAUACAGAAAACACUUUCCUCAGGCCCCACCACACCUCAGCCUGCCAGAGGCAGCGGGACCAGGGGCCACACAGAGCUGAGUCCUGCAAGUUCAUGGGACCAUUUUUUCAUCAGUAUAGUUCUUGGCAAGUUGUACAUUUCUGGUCUCUUAAGCAGCCCGGUUGCUUGUGAGCAACGAGUUAGGUAGCCAGUGUGUCAGUUUCUGAUACAGUAAGUUCUAUACAUUUGCACGAUCAUAAAAGCAGUAUACUACAAAACUAUAGUGCUCCAUUUUAGUGGAUGGAAUUGGGAGAACUUUUUGCUAAGAUUUUGUUUAAAAGAACAUUAUUGUGUGUGUGAGAGAGAGGGGGGGGGCUUAGGGGACACAACUGUGAAGUUGGUUUUCUCUUUCUACCUUUAUAUGGGUUCCAGGGAUUGAAUUCAUGCUGUGAGGCUUGAAUCUCUACCCACUGAGUCACGCCCACCAGAAUGAUUCCCAUAUUUAAUUGCCUCAAACAGAAGAGUGUUAAGACUCCGUGGCUGUAUGUUUUCUAUUUAUCUCAUUUAAUCCUUCCAGUGAGCUUACAGGACAGAAUUUAUUGUCUCUAUUAAAGAUCUGAGGCUCAGAGAAUCUGAGUGACUUGCCCAGGAUCACACAAUCUGUGCAAAGCACUGUUAAAAAAAAAAAAAAAAAAGAAUGGAAGACAGGGUGUCAUUAUUGCCUCUCACAUGGGGCCUUCAUCCAGCAUCUCUUCAGGAUGAAAUUCCAGAAUAGGCUUACGCAUGCCAAAAGGGCUCCAGAGAAGCUUCACUAUAAGCACUGUGUAAGCCUAGGUACUAGUUAAACGAAUUCCAUCCCUUCUGGAAGCAUCUGUACUGCGGUCUCAUGACUUCAAGGUAUAGCUCUCACUUGAAGUCAUUUAUCAGUGUCACAGCUGGGGGAGGGGGAUGGCACUACUGGCACUGUGUAAGGAGGAACCAGCAGUGCUAACAAACAUUCUGGGGAUGGAUGGGGCAGCUACCCACAAAGCCACACUGGGCGGAUGACAUAUCGGUGGUGCUGAGGUGGAGAAAGACUGUCUGAAAGGAUUGCUACCCUUCUGAGCUGGCCCUGGAUCCAGGACUGUGGAGGGCAUUGAACACCCCCAGAAGAAUGGUGUGGGUGUGUCUUCUUGAUGCUGGGUCUGAGAUGAAGCAGCUCCUUCUGGUGUCCACCUGCGAGCCCUCAUCUUCCUUCACCUCCCAUGCUCCGUGGUGCAAUGCUCUAUUUGGUAAACUCUCUAGCUCCCUGACACACAGUCACCCCAGUGCACCCUUCAUUCUACCGUUGUGCCCCAGCCCUCCUCCAAUCAAAGCCCUGUCCUUAGGGCCUCUGUAUCUUAGUAAAAAUGCUUGUUCCGUGGUAAUGCUUGAUAAAUCUUCACUGAAUAAUCAAUGGACCAUUUUUGUACAUGAUGAUGAUGAUGAUGAUGUAAAUUGUAUGGUGCUUUAAAAUUUAUACAUUAUAUCUACAUAUUUUAAAAUUUAAUUUUGUUUUGAAAGCAGUACUGUAAGGUAAACACUGAAAUCUUUAUUUUGGCAAUGAGGAAAGUAGGGCUUGAAAUAUUCCUAUUUACUGUAGGCAUAUGGCAUGGAGGGGCCACUGCCUAGAUUUGGACAGACUUUCUGGUGUGACAUCUGAUGCUCUUCUCACCUAUCGUCAUAGUGGCUAAGAUGCAACUUUUGAAAUGGGAAUUAAAUGCUGUCUUAGAUUCCUUCCAAAAGGGGGUGUCUGGAAGCAGAUAGGUGGCUGUCACUGUAAGGAGUUAAGGUACACUGGAAGAAACAAAGUGACAGUUUAAAAGAUGGCUUUUAAAAAUUUAAAACUUAAAAAGGUUUUAGAAUUGAGUUUUGUUAUCAAUCAAAAUGUCUAUGUGUGAAGAAUACAUAAUAAAAUUUGAAUCAUUUUAUUAAGUUG
Apodemus sylvaticus (European woodmouse) is the source of this 5061-nucleotide messenger RNA. It is a transcript of the gene Rnasel, whose product is annotated as ribonuclease L. The transcript has 7 exons. Gene Ontology annotation, biological process: protein phosphorylation; defense response to virus; mRNA processing. Gene Ontology annotation, molecular function: RNA nuclease activity; protein binding; ATP binding. The record is from RefSeq and is a predicted model, not a curated record. The coding region runs from base 1004 to 3205 and encodes 733 amino acids. NCBI's taxonomy places the organism in Eukaryota, Metazoa, Chordata, Mammalia, Rodentia, Muridae.